AUGGCCCUCGAGCGAAUUGGUUCCAUUGUGAAGCACCUGGCCCCAGGUAGCGCCAUCAACCAAAUUCAAUCCAAGAACCCCGACGACAUCGUCAUCACAUUAGCCAUUCGAACUCCUUUGACCAAGGCCAAGAAGGGUGGUUUCAAGGAUACCAGCCUUGAGUACAUGGUCUAUGCCUUACUCAAGGAGGUUCGCGAGCGAUCCAAGAUUGACCCUGCCUUGGUAGAGGAUGUGUGCAUGGGAAAUGUCUCCGAUGGCAAGGCCGCAUACAAGCUUCGCGCCGCCGCCCUCGCUGCAGGCUUCCCCAACACCGCCGGCGCCUCUGCCGUGAACCGAUUUUGCUCCUCUGGCCUUCUGGCCACCGCCGAUAUCGCCAAUUCUAUUGCCAGCGGCUCGAUCGAGGUCGGUAUCGCCCUCGGCGCCGAGAGCAUGAGCGUCGGCGGCGAUGCCCUUGACAAGCCCUUCGACGAGGACGUCGUUAGCCAAUCGCAGGAGUCUGCCGACUGCAUGCAGCCCAUGGGUUGGACCUCGGAGAACGUGUCGCGCGACUUCAACAUUAGCCGUGACGAGAUGGACAAGUAUGCAGCUGAAAGUUUCCAGAGGGCCGAGAGGGCACAGAAUGCUGGUCUGUUUGACGACGAGAUUGUGCCCAUCAAGACCAAGAUUGUUGGACCGGACGGAGAGAAGAAGGAGGUCACACUUACCAAGGACGAGGGUAUCCGACCUGGUACCACUGCCGAGAGCCUGGGCAAGAUUCGCGCUGCGUUCCCUCAAUGGGGUCCUACCAGCACGGGAGGCAACUCCAGCCAGGUUACCGAUGGAGCCGCCGCUGUUCUGCUCAUGAAGCGUUCUACCGCCGUCAAGCUCGGCCAGCCCAUCCUGGCCAAGUACGUUGGCUCCACCGUCGCCGGCCUGGCACCCCGCAUCAUGGGUAUCGGCCCGUCUGUCGCCAUUCCCAAGCUCUUGGCGCAGUACAACCUGUCCCUGGCCGACAUUGACGUUGUCGAGAUCAACGAGGCUUUCUCCAGCAUGGCCGUCUACUGCCGUGACAAGCUCGGCGUUGACUGGGCCAAGAUGAACCCCCGCGGCGGUGCCGUCGCUCUGGGUCACCCUCUCGGCGCCACGGGCGCAAGACAGAUCGUUACCGGUUUGAGUGAGCUCCGCAGAACGAAGAAGAAGAUUCUUUUGACUAGCAUGUGCAUUGGUACAGGCCAGGGAAUGGCAGGACUUUUCGUCAACGAGGUGGUGUAA
Molecule: messenger RNA, 1251 nt
Organism: Colletotrichum truncatum
Lineage: Eukaryota; Fungi; Ascomycota; Sordariomycetes; Glomerellales; Glomerellaceae
Product: 3-ketoacyl-ketothiolase
Biological process (GO): phenylacetate catabolic process; fatty acid beta-oxidation
Cellular component (GO): peroxisome
Molecular function (GO): acetyl-CoA C-acyltransferase activity
Source: RefSeq, a predicted model, not a curated record